AAAGGGGGUGUAGAGAAUCUAGAAAUGGCCAUUCUUUUUCAUUUUCCUCAAAAACCCAGAACAGAUUAUUUAAUGGAAAACUAAGUCCAUGGACGACGGAGAGAGAGAGAGAUAGCCUAAGGAAGAAGAAGAAGAAAGGGGAGGAAGAGAAGGAGGAGUGAGGAAAAAGCAGAGAAUAAAAAGAGACCGGAUGUUGACAAAUUAUAUGUCACUGUUCUUAGAAGGUCGUUUGUUUGUGUGAAUUUUUCUUAUCUGGGAUCUCUAUCUCUCUCUCUCUCUGUCUCUCUUUCUCUCUUCCAGAGAGACUGGCCCAGCAGAUCGAAAUCUCUAUCUUUUCUCCAGUUGAUGACGAUCUAAACUCCUGAAAUGGAGUUAGAAAAAACACCAACUAUGUUUCUUUAUUUCUAAUUAACUUCUUUCUUCUUUCUUCUUCUUCAUCCACGGGAAUUCCCCCAGAGACUCAAUAAUCGAAUCCAUGGCCGAUUGCAGGAUGUUGAUGAUGAUGAUGAUGAUGCUGUUGUUGUUAUGAGGGAAUGGGAACGAAAGUAGAGGUUAAGAACAAUAAUAAUAAUAAUAAUUGUAACAGUAAUAGUUAUUUCCCUGGAUAUUACUCCAUGAGAGAUCUUAACAACGAGGACUCCAGUAGUAACAGUUGGCCGCAGUUUUACUCUGAUAACACCAGCAACAAUAACUCAAUCAACGCGAAUGGAACAAUUUUGAAUAAUGGUUUCUUUCCUCCUGGUUAUGAUAAGGAUUCUGUUAAACAGACAAUGCUUCAGCACGAAGCUAUAUUCAAGCAUCAGGUUAUUGAACUUCAUCGAGUUUAUAGAAUACAAAGAGAUAUGAUGGAGGAUUUCAGAAGAAGGGAGUUGCAGAAGCAUGUCAUACCAAUAGAGAUGUCUUCAUCUUCGAGUCCAGUUGCUCCCAGGUUGUUAGAUGCAAACAAAUGGCGUAAAUCCAGCUUCUCUGGAAGAGGACAGUCUGUUUCAGGUGCUGAGGUCAUUACUAGCAAACAAACAGGACUGUUUCCGUGUGGUGGGGAUAAUUCGGAGGAUUGUGAGAUACUUGAUUCUAGACCUUCCAAAGUGAUGAAGAGAUUGUUUGAUUUGCAGCUCCCACCUGAUCAACAGUAUAUCGACUCUGAAGGAGAAAACUCCCCAAUUCGUGAAAGAGAUGGUUUGAAACAAGGUUGUUUUAGAGGUAUUGCUGAUUUGAAUGAGCCUGCUGUUCAAGUUGACGAAGGAAUAGUCACUGGUGCGCUUAACUUGAAUGAUAGAUCGGGUAAAGCUGUUGUGGAUCUAACAGCUAAAUCAAAGUCCCCGUUUUUCGUUGGUUUUCAGAAUGAAAACAGAUAUGGUAACAGUAAUAGCUUCUUUGAGAACAAAGGAAAAGGGAAUGAUUGGUUGCCCCAUAUCAAUGAAGCAGUUACAGGGAACAAUAAAACAAAUAUGAAUCUAAUUCCUGAAAGCAGCUCGGUUAAGCCUGUAUCAAUCAAUGGGUUUGAAACCAGCCGAGAAAGAAAACAAGACCUGUUUAUAGACCGCAGAGUACCAUGGUUAAGUGGUAAUCCAAUCAGGAAUUUUGAACCAUCUCAGGCUACAUCUUCUUCAGUGAAUCGUAAUGGUUAUUACCAUGGCUCUCCUUCGGUUCCCAAGGAAACCACACCACCAGGUUUCCCUUCAGUUGGACGAACGAUAAAUUGUCGUUCAAAUCACUUUGAUCUGCCAGAUCUGAAUAAAAUUUCAUAUGACGGUUUUUUCAACCAUGAAGAUGAUGGAAAGAAACAACCUGAUGAAGAACAACAUGUGGGAGUUGCUGCAGCUGAGUUACCUUGGCUUAAAACAAAAGUAGCUGAUGAAGAACAGCAUGUUGGAAACAUCCCAGGUUUCCCCAUUCCCUCCUCAAAAUCUAAAGAUGAGCCCCUACCUUCUCAAGGUAAUAAUAAUGGUUCAAAGGCAAGGAUGAUCGAUAUAAACGUCGCCUAUGAUUCUGACUCGGACAAAACAACUCCUCCCAAGGAAGUAGGUGCCAACAAUUCAAUAUUCCUGAUUGAUUUAAAUUCAUGCGUAUCCGACGAUGAACUUCCAUCGCCACCUUUGAUUACUAGCAGAAAUUCAUUAUGGAGGGGCUGUGUCCAGAUUGAUCUGGAAGCCCCGCCAGCCGAAGAACCAGACUUCGACGACGACAUUAUUGAAGAAGAAGAAGAAGAUAAUACGAGAGCUGCUGCUGAGGCAAUAGUUGCAAUUUCGACAACAGCUCCUAUUAGCCAGGAUAAUGAGAAAACAAGCUGGCUGCCCUUAGGAGAAGAUUCAAUGGAGGAUCCCCUCUCAUGGUUUGCGGAUAUACUAAUAUCUUCUCCUCAUCCUCCGGCCAAGGUCAGCCGUAGGUCGUCAUCAUCCUCGUUGGAUGAAUUUGAGAUGAUGACACUGAAUUUACCAGAAAUGAAGGAAGAAGAAUACAUGCCCAAGCCUCUUGUACAAAUACUGAACAGGGAAGAAGACGAGAUGGAUGAAGCAGGAACAGGAACAGUCUCUUCAAUGGCUAACCGGACAAGGCGGGGACCAGGAAGGAGAGGACGUCAGAGGCGGGAUUUUCAGAGGGAUAUUCUUCCGGGCUUGGCUUCUUUGUCUAGGCAUGAGGUAACUGAGGAUAUUCAAACGUUUGGGGGUUUAAUGAGAGCAACCGGGCAUCAAUGGCAGUCGGGAGUGACGAGGAGGAACGGGUCGAGAAACGGGUCGGGGAGGGGAAGAGGGAGACGGCCUAAUUCUACGUCUGUGGCGGCGGUCCAGGUAACAACCACCACCACCACCACCACGGGUCCAAGUAGUACAGAUUGCACCCAACUGAUUCAACAGAUGAGCUGUGCAGACGAUGUUUGGGGGAAGACUCCCAGGCGACCCCGCCGACAGAGAUCUUGUCCGCAGGGGAAUAAUCCUCCUCAGACGACGGUACUUCUCGCAUAAUCAUCAUUAGUAAUAUCAUCGUCAAUCAUAUGAUCAUAUGUGGUUUGUUUGUGGGAAACUUAUAGAGUGGAAGAAGUUACUGAAACUUGGAACUUUUUUUUCAUUUUUCUUUUCUUAAUUGAGAAAGAUUGUGGGAGUGGAAUUAUUACUUUUUUUAUACUAAUUCAAAAUUACUAUUAUUUAGUUUAUGGAGAAUUGGGAUUUUGUACAUGUCUUCCUCUUUUACCCAACUGUUAGAUUAGAAACUUUGUAUUAUAACAUAAAUAAUGUCUCAAUGGGAUUAUUAAUGUUGUUCA
This is a messenger RNA of Impatiens glandulifera, 3259 nucleotides long. RefSeq lists its product as uncharacterized. The transcript is spliced from 3 exons. The record is from RefSeq and is a predicted model, not a curated record. Bases 534 to 2963 code for a protein of 809 amino acids. Lineage: Eukaryota; Viridiplantae; Streptophyta; Magnoliopsida; Ericales; Balsaminaceae.